AUGAAUUGUAGUGUCUUCGCUUAUUAUGUUGAAUAGACAUUGCCAAAUUAUGUUCAAUAGAAAUUAGAGGAAUGCUUUGUAUAAUUGGAUAAUAAUUAAAACAUAAUAAUGUGUGUUGACAUGAUAUGUUAAUAGAUUGAAUUUUGUCGGAAAUUGUGCAAUCGAUUAUAAGCAUAAAAAUAAUUAUUAAUAUUGAUAAAAUUGUUGGAGUAAUAAAUAUAUCCGAUUAAAGAUGCUGAAAAAAAUAAUACGCAUCUACUCUCUAUUUAAGAUGUUUAUGUAUUUCAAAUAAUACUAAGAUUACUUUGUAUAAUGAUUUAAUUUGAAUCCAAAAAAUAUCAGGAUAAUUUUGAUGAUGAUUAAACAGAAAAGUAAGUGAUAAUUAAAUAAAAUUUAGAUUUAGUAAUGAUUUAGUAAAGGGUUUGUUAAUAUUAAGAACUAAUUAAGCUAAUUAAUUAGACAUGUAAUUAUUAGAAAUUUUUCUAAAGUUGAAUUCUAGAUCUAUUUUAUUUUAUAAGUAUUUAAUAAAAUGGAGUGAAUAAUUUCAAUUGAGAAAUUGUUUAUCAUCAUUAAAAAAAUUAAAAUAGCAAUUAAAAAAAAAACAAAGAGUUUAAAUAAUUGAAAAAAGACUAUAAGUAGACACUAUUAAAUAAGAAUCAAAAGGUGAAUGCUCUAAUUCAUUUUUUGAAUAAAAUGAUUUUAGAAUUAAAGAUAAAAGGUUAUAAAUGAUAAUGAAAGUAAAUUAACCAAAAUAAGAACAGCAAUAUAUAUCAUUUUAGGAUAUAUUGAAAUAGAAAGAAAACACUAAAUUUAUUAAUACUACAGAGUCAACUCUAAGUCGACCAUCUCUGAGUAAAAGAACGAUAAAUGGCGGUAUUAAUGGAAAAUACAAAGUAUUUAUUAUAUAUAAAUAUAAAGUUAGGAAAUGAUAUAAAAAUUGUAAGAAAAGCCACGCCUUCAAAUACUAAGAAAAAUACAAAAACAGAAAUUUAGCCCUUUUAAAUUUUAUAAUAAUAAUAUUAAUUAGAAUUUUGUAGAGAGGUAAGUAGGAAGCUCCUGAAAUUAGAAUAGAAGAAGAAAAUGAAUUGGAACAAUUAGUAUUUGGCUGCAGAAACUGAAUCUGAUAGUGGUUUUAAUUGA
Paramecium sonneborni is the source of this 1140-nucleotide messenger RNA. Lineage: Eukaryota; Ciliophora; Oligohymenophorea; Peniculida; Parameciidae. The record is from the annotation of a GenBank genome assembly.